ACCUCUCAGCCUCGCCCUGGAUUCUGAUGCUUUCUUCCAUCGUCUGGUCUUUGCCACUCGUCAGAGUCGGCAGUGAGACUUUGUGUGCCUGUGGUGUGGGUGAGCGUUUUCGAAUUGGGUCCCAUGGCUCCACUCAAGCUUAUCGAUAUUGGAGCCAAUCUUACAGAUGGCAUGUUUGCGGGUUGGUACCAUGGCAAGCAGUGCCAUUCCCCAGAUCUAGUUCAUGUAUUGCAGCGAGCUUGGGAUGCAGGACUUACCCGUAUCAUCGUGACAGGAGGAUCUUUGAAGGAGUCGAAGGAGGCCCUGUCUUUAGCCGACUCUGAUGGCCGUCUAUUCUGUACAGUUGGAGUGCACCCGACCAGAUGCACGGAAUUUGAGAAGAGUGGGGACUCAGAGAAGCAUUUGCAGGAACUUCUGCAACUUACAACUUAUGGUGUUGCCAGAGGAAAGGUUGUAGCAGUUGGUGAGUGUGGCUUGGAUUAUGAUCGUCUCCAAUUUUGUCCUGCUGAUACUCAGCGCCGUUAUUUUGAGAGACAAUUUGAGAUCGCUGAGAUAACAAAAUUACCCAUGUUCUUUCACAUGAGAUCUGCAGCUCCCGACUUUUUAGAAAUUGUGAAACGCAAUCAACACAGAUUUACCGCAGGUGUGGUGCAUUCUUUCACCGGAACUAGCGAAGAAAGAGACCAACUACUAGCUAUUCCCAACCUUUACAUAGGCAUCAAUGGCUGCUCAUUGAAGACAGCAGAGAACCUCGAAGUGAUGGCUGGAAUUCCAGUGGAGAGGAUGAUGAUUGAAACUGAUUCUCCUUACUGUGACAUCAAGAAUACUCAUGCUGGAAUCAAGCAUGUUAAAACUACUUGGCCCUCAAAAAAAAAGGAGAAACAUGACAUUCAUUCGCUCGUGAAAAGUCGAAACGAGCCUUGUCAAAUCAGGCAAGUACUGGAAGUGAUAGCAGCUUAUCGAAAAGAGCAAGAUGUUGGAGGUUUUGCACGAGCCAUUUAUGAAAAUACGUGCAGGAUAUUCUUUCCUCAUGAUAUUGACACUAUGGCAGAUGUAGUCCUUUCUGCUAACAAUUGAAGAACUACUACCCAAUUCAGCAAAUAGAUUCUGAAGCAAUUAGAUUUUUGAAAAUGAAAUGUAUGCAUCAUGAUGCUCAACCUUAGGCAAAAUGCCAGCUUUUUUGACUA
This is a messenger RNA of Physcomitrium patens, 1187 nucleotides long. RefSeq lists its product as uncharacterized. The record is from RefSeq and is a predicted model, not a curated record. Gene Ontology annotation, molecular function: 3'-5'-DNA exonuclease activity. NCBI's taxonomy places the organism in Eukaryota, Viridiplantae, Streptophyta, Bryopsida, Funariales, Funariaceae. Gene Ontology annotation, cellular component: cytosol.